This is a messenger RNA of Colletotrichum paranaense, 3750 nucleotides long. RefSeq lists its product as uncharacterized. Gene Ontology annotation, molecular function: protein binding. Bases 1 to 3750 code for a protein of 1249 amino acids. NCBI's taxonomy places the organism in Eukaryota, Fungi, Ascomycota, Sordariomycetes, Glomerellales, Glomerellaceae. The record is from RefSeq and is a predicted model, not a curated record. The transcript has 4 exons.
AUGACCGACUCCCGCCAAUCCGACGGCGGUUGCCUUUCCGCCAUAUGCUCUUGCUUCAAGAGACGAGAGAAGCCGCGCCAUGACGUUUCAAGGUCUCCUUCGACCGGUGUUGACGUCCUACCAGCGUCAAAAUCUGCUGACGAUGAGAAGCCUGAGCCUACAGACCCCAAGGUCGUACGUCGUGAUUCAGUACCAGGCGUCCCACGUGCGACAUCAUCUACUGGUAUUGCGGAUAACCCAUCACUCCUUCCUGCUUCCAACGUUCCAGGGUCCUCUGCAUUGGACGGCUCUACUUCAACCAUUGAUUUAUGGCAGGAAGCAUGCAAGAAGGUGGACGUCAAAACCCAGACAUGGAUCGCCAGUCUUCCUCCACCAUUCAAUGCUCAAGAUCCUGCAGGUGAGCUGGCGGAGUUGGUCCGCACUAGCGAAGAGGAACGCAAGCAAGAGGCGCUGAAGCUCAAGUCCGGCGACCGGGAGAUUCUGUGGAGGGAUUAUGCGAACAAAGUUAUGCCUGUGGUGACUGCAAUUGGAGAUAUUGCUAUCAACUUUGCCCCUGCGCCAUCUAACGUCGUGUGGUCAGCUAUCAAGGUGCUUCUGACGACCCACGUAUCUGAGCGCGAGGAUCUUGUGGCUAUCAUGGGAUGUACCGACAUAGUCCUCUGCCUCGUGAGGCGUGGUCGAGUGUACGAGGAGGUCUACAUUGGUUACUCCAUGUCGCCUAGGCCGCUAUAUCAGGAAGAUUUGAUGACGAAGUUAGUUGAGGUAUACACGAAAUGCUUGGAGUUUCUUGCUUUUGUCCACGAAGAGAUAAAGCAUGGCGUUUCACGCCGAUUCUUCAACACACUCGUCGACCCAGGCUAUGGCAACAACCGUCUAUCAACAGUAAAGGCACUUGAGCGUGAACUUGAGUUCGCAACUCUUCCUUGUAAGGCCAAAGCGGAUGAUAAGUGUCGAAGACUGCUUGAAAGUCUUGAAGAACCGAUCAAGCGUACCGACAAGAAUGUCAGAUAUAUUCUUGAAGCGCUUAACAAGCAAGAAAUAGACAAGGCUAUGGAAUACGCCAGUGACAUUCCAGUCGGAUCUCAUCAUAACGAGAAGGCCGAAAACAGAACCGAGGGCACAUGCGAAUGGUUGGUCAGCCAUCCUGAAUUCCUUAAAUGGGAAGACUCUGAUUCCACUCCGGUGUUUUGGUUGCAAGGUAAUAUCGGUACGGGCAAAUCGUUCUUAUCUUCGAAAGUGAUUGAUCAUUAUCGAAUUCAGAAAACAUUUACCAGCCAAUCGCCCAGUCAGCCCAGCCUGGGCUUCGCCUUCUUCUACUGUAACAGCUCUGAUCAGAAUCGGCAAAGCAUUAAAUCCAUUCUCCGAAGCUACAUUCGACAACUAGGCGAGGUGACCGAUCAUCCUGAGGGCAUUCAUGAGACAUUGUUCAAUCUAUACCAGCGGAAACAAACUCAAAGCGAUAUCACGCUCCAGGAAUGCGAGACAGCGUUGGUAGAGAUGAUAAACAGCUACCCUCGAACUGUUCUGAUACUCGACGCAUUGGAUGAGUGCAAGAAAGACACGAGACGGCAGAUCGUUCAGCUCUUCAAGCGUCUAGUAGAGAAAACCAAUGGUUGUUUGAAGAUAUUCAUCGCCAGCCGCCCAGAGCACGAUAUUAGUGACCAUCUGAGGUCAUUCCAAGAGCUGAGGGCGACGAUCAUAAUCGACACAUCUGAUAAUCAAGGCGACAUCGAGAAGUUUGUCAAUACAGAGGUAGACAACUUCACUGUAUAUUGGAGCCCUGAAACUAAGCAGGUCGUUAAAAAGAAGCUUGUGGAGAAGAGCACGGGAAUGUUCCGAUGGACUUACCUGCAAUGGGAACAGCUCAAGGAGUUCGAGACCAAUAGCAGUGUCGUAGCCAGACUUGGGAAACUUCCCAAAACUCUGACUAAAGCCUACGACGAGAUUUGCGAUAAACACGAGCCUGAGAGCUUCGAGCGUUUCAUGCUGCAGCGAGCGGUGAGAUGGGUCAUGUGCGCCCGCCACCCGUUGGACAGUUGCAAAUUGCUGUCAGCAAUUCGAGUGGAAAGCGAACAGAUGCAUAGAGACGGCAUAAAGGCUCUCGACAAGUCAGAUCUCACCGAGAAAAUGUUGGAGACUGUCUGCCGACAUUUGAUCGUGAGAGACCCAGAGCUCAAUGUCUGGAGGUUUUCCCAUGCAUCGGUCAGAGAAUACUUUGGAGAUAAGAAGGGAGAGCCGUGGAUCAAAGACGCGCCAGCGGAGGUAGCAAUUGUCUUGAUCAACUGCUUGAGGGAUUGCUGCGCAGCUUACUCAUCUAUCUGGCUGCCCCCAGAUGUCGACCCCUACACAAGGGAACUCCAGGAAAUAUCAUACGAAAGAUCAAGCCUAGCAUUCGACGAAUGGAUGGCGGCAGGAGGGGCGGACAUUGACCAGCCCUUAGAUCCUCGGCAUCCACUUCAAGCGUACAUUCAACUGAACUGGGUCGCACACAUACACGAUCUUUCAGAACAAGACGACAGAGCUGAAGACGUAGCCUUUGCUUUGAAACGAUUCCUGGGUGAAGAAUGUCCUCCUCAUUCUUCGAGGGAGUACCAGAUAUCUUGCAGCCUGAGAUUCAUCUGGGACGUACCUCAACAUAUACAGCCAAUUGCCAACUUCGCCUUUGGCGUUGUGGCAAUGGAUCUUCAUCGGUUCCUGCCUGAGUGGUGGUACGAAGGCCUCGACCUCCCCUCGAUGGUGAAUGAGAACGGCUUGAGCCUGCUGCAGAUUGCCACCUUGUAUGGCCACUACAACGUCUGUCAAUUCCUGAUCAGUCGGGGUUGUGACGUCAACGCAUCUUCUGGCGCCCUUGGUUACGGCCCUCCGUUGUGGAUAUCAGUAGACCGGCGAAAGAUUGAUGUCAUGGAACUGCUCCUCAAGAACGGUGCAAACACGGACUGCGUCCACAGAGACAGAACUCUAGCUUGUCUGGCAGCCACUGUGGGAUCUGAGUAUUGCACUAUUCUACUGGAGAACGGCCUGGAUCCCAAUAUUAAAUGUCGUCGCAGGUGCUUCUUUGGUUGUGCCCUAUCAGCGGCUGCCUAUGAGGGCGAUCUCGACGCCAUAAAAGCCCUGGUUAGCAAGGGAGCAGAUGUCAAUCCGGAGAAUCUCAAAGACAACUAUGGAAGCCCUCUGGCUUCUGCCGUACACCUAGGCCAUAUUGAUAUUGCUUGCUUUCUUCUAGAGCACGAAGCUGAUGUCAACGCUAUGCCGGAAGGUGGUAAAUUUGGCAGUCCCCUGGCGGCUGCUGUAUUGACGGCAGACGUGGGUUGUGCUCGGUUGCUGAUUGAACAUGGCGCCGAAGUCAAUGCGUAUCUGGAGUUCGGAGAAUAUGGCAGUAUCCUGGAUGCUGCAAUUUUCGGUUAUAUGCCGUCUCUCGUUAUGAUCAAGUUUCUUGUUGAAGAAGCAGGGGCAGAUUUGGCUCAGCUGGCCUUUGUACGGCCCAGGAGAAAGGAAGACGAAAUCCGGACCACAAGAAGAAAACGGUGCGAAAGUAUCGACGGAGCGAGGAGGCAAAGGCUUAGAUAUGAGAGGCGGAAAGACAAGAUGGAUGUGGCAGCGUAUCUUAUACAGGAACUCCAGAUGGAGAGGCAAGUGUUGAUCAGCUUCGGCGUUCUCCCCAGGGAUUUACCUCCCGAUGUAGGUAAUACGGCCGACAUGGAGUAUGAAGAGUUGGAUGAUUACGAUUUGCGUUACGAGUCUUGGUCUUGA